Molecule: messenger RNA, 1394 nt
Organism: Dendroctonus ponderosae (mountain pine beetle)
Lineage: Eukaryota; Metazoa; Arthropoda; Insecta; Coleoptera; Curculionidae
Product: axin
Exons: 7
Coding region: 284-961 (225 amino acids)
Biological process (GO): negative regulation of canonical Wnt signaling pathway
Source: RefSeq, a predicted model, not a curated record
UUGUCUCCAGUCAGAAUCAAACAUUCACCUUUGCAAAUAGUUCAGUCGACAUUAUCUCUUAGCAUGGAGAGACCAGAAAUUUGAUUUUAAUAUUUUAAAUUCGACAAAAUUUUAACGUGUGACCAAAAAAAUAAUAAUUUGUGUACCGUGGCAUGUGUGUUGGAUUGCGUUUGGGCUGACGUGAAAUCGUGUCUUAAUUAAUUCAUUCUUCAUUGUGAAAGAGUUGUUUAGCCCUAAGCAAAAACUAUCCACCAAUAAGCUAGUUGAGUACACCCAGUAGAACAUGAUUGAUGAAACUAUCUAUGUUGAUCCAUGUAUGAUAUGGCUUGCGGAAUACUCUCAUGCGCUGCUGUAUUGCUGCUCGAAGGUGUGUACCAAACCAAGGUCUCCCACUGCUGUUCGCAAUUCUGGCUGUGCUACUAAAUCAACGACUUCUUCUGAUACAGCAUCGAUUAUUGAACCAUUUCCUACUUCUUUAGAUUAUGCUAAAUCUUUUCAGCACUUGAUCCGAGAUGCGGAUGGUGUUGCCCUAUUUUGGCAGUAUCUGAAAAAUGAGCACAUUGAGCAUGCGAAUAUUUUACAAUUUUGGUUUGCUUGCGAAGGAUUACGGAAACAGCAGGAGGACGCUAAAAUCAUGCGGCUUGCUGGAUUGAUUCAUAGGAAAUUUUUUUUAAAAUAUACUAGUCUUAUACCUGACGAUGUCAAACAAAAAGUAGACGAUCUUGUGAUGUCCUCCAAGUGCCCUUAUCCUCCACUUACGCUUUUUGAAAGUGUGCAAGCUGCAAUAGGACACUUUCUUGCCACAACUAGCUACCUCAAUUUUAUUAAAAGUGAUAAGUACCUGCAAUACGUGAAUGCGAAAAAUUCAACAAAUAACGAUAGGCAGAUUGCUCCCAACAAUGCCAUUUCGUCUCUAGCCAGCAGUCAACUCAUGCCGACUUUUCAAGACGAUAUUCAGUAAGACAGAAAAACAGUGCCUCUGUCGCAUCCUUCAGGGAGCUUAACUACUGGAUACCAGACUCCUAACAUUGCAGCGCCUCCACUCCGGUUAACCAAAGUCAUCCGGUCAAUAUCGUAGAAAAGACGUGAUGUUAGCCCAUUUCUGCAUAUUUCUUUUGCCUUUUAUGAAACAAUUUAUGAGGGACAGAACAGAAACUCAGGACUUAGGAAAAAAUAUUUACAAAAUUAUUUUGCAGUUCAUUUCAUAUUUAUUGUUGCAAUGUAUGCCAUAUAUGCCACAACAUGCAACAAGGCAGUAUGUAUAUAAAAUAAUUUAUGAAUAAUUCUUAUUCCGUAUGGAACUUGUAGAAACAGUUUCUGUCUUUGUUCAAGCAUAAAAAUACAUUACAUUUUUCACACUUGAUAUAAAACUUUGCCCCACAGGGAUACUUGCA